Molecule: messenger RNA, 3327 nt
Organism: Jaculus jaculus (lesser Egyptian jerboa)
Lineage: Eukaryota; Metazoa; Chordata; Mammalia; Rodentia; Dipodidae
Gene: Gucy2f
Product: guanylate cyclase 2F, retinal
Exons: 18
Coding region: 1-3327 (1108 amino acids)
Biological process (GO): receptor guanylyl cyclase signaling pathway; cGMP biosynthetic process; protein phosphorylation
Molecular function (GO): peptide receptor activity; protein kinase activity; ATP binding
Source: RefSeq, a predicted model, not a curated record
AUGUUCCUGGGACCCUGGCCUUUUGCUUGCCUUCUGUCCUGGUUUGUUAUUCCCAAGAGACUAUCAGGACACCAUGGCCAUGAAACCUCUAAAUUCCAGUGGUGCUUGUGCCUCCUGGCCCUACUGUCUGUCCUGCAGCAGGGCCUGGCACUCCCCUACAAGAUAGGAGUGAUGGGACCUUGGACCUGUGACCCCUUGUUCUCAAAGGCCCUGCCUGAGGUUGCUGCUGCGUUAGCAAUUGAACGAAUCACCCAGGACCCAUCCUUUGACCUGAGUUACUCUCUGGAAUAUGUGAUUCUCAACGAAGACUGCCAGACCUCAAGAGCUCUCUCCAAUUUUAUUUUCCACCACCAGAUGGCCUCCGGAUUUGUUGGACCUGCCAACCCCGGCUACUGUGAGGCAGCCUCACUCCUGGGAAACAGCUGGGACAAAGGGAUUUUCUCUUGGGCUUGUGUGAAUUAUGAAUUAGAUAAUAAAAACAGCUACCCGACCUUUUCUCGGACACUCCCUUCUCCUAUCCGGGUGCUUGUAACUGUCAUGAAGUAUUUCCAGUGGGCUCAUGCUGGGGUCAUUUCUUCAGAUGAAGAUAUUUGGGUGCAUACAGCCAACCAAGUCUCAAGUGCUCUUCGGAGCCACGGUCUACCUGUAGGGGUCGUUCUCACCACAGGACAAGACAGCCAAAGCAUUCAGAAAGCUCUCCAACGGAUUCACCAGGCAGACAGAAUUCGCAUAAUCAUCAUGUGUAUGCAUUCAGCCUUGAUCGGGGGAGAGACCCAAGCACGCCUCUUGGAAUGGGCUCAUGAUCUGAAAAUGACUGAUGGAACUUAUGUCUUUGUUCCUUAUGAUGCCCUGCUCUACAGUUUACCAUAUAAGCACACCCCCUACCAGGUCCUAAGGAAUAAUCCAAAGCUCCGGGAAGCCUAUGAUGCUGUGUUGACCAUUACACUGGAGUCCCAGGAAAAGACCUUCUAUCAAGCCUAUACAGAAGCAGCAGAUAGUGGUGAAAUUCCAAAGAAACUGGAGUCAGACCAAGUUUCACCAUUGUUCGGAACUAUCUACAAUUCAAUUUACUUUAUUGCACAAGCCAUGAAUAAGGCUAUGAAAGAAAAUGGACGGGCCAGUGCUGCCAGUCUGGUCCAGCAUUCCAGAAACAUGCAAUUCUAUGGAUUCAACCAGUUGAUAAGGACAGAUACAAAUGGAAAUGGGAUUUCUGAGUAUGUAAUCCUGGACACCAACUGGAAAGAAUGGGAACUCCAUAGCACCUACACUGUGGACAUGGAAACGGAACUUCUACGGUUCAGAGGGACCCCUAUUCACUUCCCGGGUGGCAGACCUCCUAGAGCAGAUGCAAAAUGCUGGUUUUCAGAAGGGAAGAUCUGCCGAGGAGGCAUCGACCCCACCUUAGCCAUGAUGGUCUGCCUCGGUUUGCUCUUGGCCUUGCUGUCUAUUAAUGGAUUUGCUUACUUUAUAAGGAAACGUUUAAAUAAAAUCCAGUUGAUUAAGGGACCAAACAGGAUUCUACUGACUUUGGAGGAUGUGACAUUUAUUAAUCCUCACUUUGGCAGUAAGAGAGGAAGUCGUGCCAGUGUAAGCUUCCAGAUCAUCUCAGAAGUUCAAAGUGGGAGGUCUCCAAGGCUGUCCUUUUCUUCAGGGAGUCUAACCCCAGCUACUUAUGAAAACUCCAAUAUAGCAAUUUAUGAGGGUGACUGGGUGUGGCUGAAAAAGAUCCCCCUUGGAGAUUUUGGGGACACUAAAUCCAUCAAAUCAAGUGCAAGUGACGUGUUUGAAAUGAUGAAAGACCUGCGUCAUGAGAAUGUUAACCCUUUAUUGGGCUUCUUUUAUGAUUCGGGAAUGUUUGCCAUUGUGACUGAAUUUUGUUCUCGAAGAAGCCUAGAAGACAUACUGACAAAUGAAGAUGUGAAACUUGAUUGGAUGUUUAAAUCAUCCCUCUUAUUGGACCUCAUUAAGGGCAUGAAGUACUUACACCAUAGAGAGUUUGUUCAUGGGAGGUUAAAGUCUCGGAACUGUGUGGUAGAUGGGCGUUUUGUACUAAAAGUGACAGACUAUGGCUUUAAUGAUGUCCUAGAGAUGCUAAGACUAACUGAAGAGGAGCCCUCUGCAGAAGAGUUGCUGUGGACAGCCCCUGAACUGCUGAGAGCCCCGAGAGGUACCAGGUUAGGUUCCUUUGCAGGAGAUGUCUAUAGCUUUGCCAUUAUCAUGCAAGAAGUGAUGGUCCGGGGUGCCCCAUUCUGCAUGAUGGAUCUGCCUGCUGAAGAAAUCAUAGACAGACUUCAGAAGCCUCCCCCUGUGUACAGACCAGUGGUCUCUCCUGAGCAUGCCCCUCCAGAAUGUCUCCAACUGAUGAAGCAGUGCUGGGCUGAGGCUGCAGAACAACGGCCAACUUUUGACGAAAUAUUUAACCAGUUCAAGACUUUCAAUAAAGGGAAAAAAACCAAUAUCAUUGAUUCUAUGCUCCGGAUGUUGGAGCAAUAUUCUAGCAACCUGGAGGAUUUGAUCCGGGAGCGGACAGAAGAAUUGGAAAUUGAAAAGCAGAAAACAGAAAAGCUUCUAACACAGAUGCUACCACCAUCAGUUGCUGAAUCUCUCAAAAAGGGUUGCACAGUUGAACCUGAAGGCUUUGACUUGGUCACUUUGUACUUCAGUGAUAUUGUGGGCUUCACUACUAUUUCUGCCAUGAGUGAGCCAAUUGAGGUGGUGGAUCUUUUGAAUGACCUAUACACACUCUUUGAUGCAAUCAUUGGCAGUCAUGAUGUCUACAAGGUUGAGACCAUUGGAGAUGCCUACAUGGUGGCCUCAGGCCUCCCAAAGAGGAAUGGCAGUAGACAUGCUGCUGAGAUUGCAAACAUGUCCCUGGAUAUCUUGAGCUCUGUGGGUACUUUUAAAAUGCGGCACAUGCCAGAGGUGCCUGUCCGAAUUCGAAUGGGCCUGCAUUCAGGGCCUGUUGUUGCUGGUGUGGUGGGCCUCACCAUGCCCAGAUACUGUUUGUUUGGAGACACAGUGAACACAGCUUCUCGAAUGGAAUCAACAGGAUUACCUUACCGAAUUCAUGUCAGUCUCAGCACAGUUACAAUUCUUCGAACUCUGAGUGAGGGUUAUGAAGUAGAGCUUCGAGGAAGAACAGAGCUCAAGGGCAAAGGCACUGAAGAGACCUUCUGGCUGAUUGGAAAGAAAGGUUUUACAAAGCCGCUUCCUGUGCCCCCACCAGUGGGCAAAGAUGGGCAAGUGGGCCAUGGUCUGCAACCAGCAGAGAUUGCAGCCUUCCAAAGAAGAAAAGCAGAAAAGCAGUUGGUAAGAAACAAGCCAUAA